Messenger RNA from Symbiodinium sp. CCMP2592, 1545 nucleotides. Lineage: Eukaryota; Dinophyceae; Suessiales; Symbiodiniaceae. The record is from the annotation of a GenBank genome assembly.
AUGUUCUUCGGCGGCUUUCCUGGGGGCGAUGGAUUCCCCGGCAUGGGGGGCAAGGGCGGAGGCCGGGGGAAGAAUGCGGACACGACGAAGUUCUACAAACUCCUUGAGGUGGACAAGGGUGCCUCAGAGGCCGACAUCAAGAAGGCAUACAGAAAGCUCGCGGUGAAGCAUCACCCUGACAAGGGCGGCGACCCCGAGAAGUUCAAGGAGAUCACCCGAGCCUACGAGGUUCUCAGUGAUUCCGACAAGCGUUCGAAGUACGAUCGUUUCGGUGAGGAGGGCCUGGACAACGACGGGCCUGGCGAUGCAGGAGACAUCUUCGAAGCCUUCUUCGGGGGAGGCGGCCGCCGGGGUGGAGGCGGACAGCGAAGGCGCCAGAAGACCAAGGAUGUGGUUCAGAACCUCAAGGUCACACUGGAGCAGAUGUAUGUCGGCGCCACCAAGAAGAUGGCCAUCACUCGCCAGGUCAUCGACAAGAAGAAGGGCGUCCAGGAGUGUCGGGAAUGCGACGGCCGCGGCGUGAAGGUCGAGGUCGUGCGCAUGGGGCCGAUGAUUCAGCAGAUGCAGUCGCAGUGCCACUCUUGCGGAGGUCAGGGCAAGAGCUUCCAGACGAAGCAGGAGAGGGAGGUGCUGGAGGUGCACGUGCAGAAGGGCUCGCCAGAUGGCCACAAGGUCACCUUCAGGGAAAUGGCAGACGAGCACCCGGAUGCGGAUGCUGGAGAUGUGAUCUUCGUGCUGAAGCAGCAGGAGCACGCCGACUUCAAGAGGAAAGGCGCCGACCUCUACGUCGAGCGCAAGAUCUCCUUGGUCGAGGCCCUCUGCGGCUUCCAGAUGGAGCUCACGCACCUGGAUGGUCGGAAGCUUCUCAUCAAGACCCAGCCAGGUGAGAUCGUGAAGCCCAUGUCCCAGGGCUUCGACCCUCUCGCCAAAGAGGAGAGCAAGACCGAGUGGGAGGUCAUCGAGGAUGCAGACUGCCCCUCCGUAGAGAACGUUGCGCAGGCGGACACAACGGACAUCGACACGCUGAAGAAGGCGUGCGAGACCCAGCUCAAGCGAAAGGGCAUCGAUGUGGGGUGCUUCGUCGUCGAUGGCCAGCGUGCCUACUUCAAGCAGUGCUCUCGCGAAGAGGCUCUAGCAGCCAAAAAGACUCGUCGUGGCAGCACGAUGUACGUCCUCCCUGAUCCAGACGCCAAGAAGUCCUUCCGCAUGAUGAAGGCUGUCAAGGAUGAGGGCAUGCCCACCUACAAGAAUCCGUUCGUCCACGGCAGUCUCUUCCUGAUCCUCACCAUUGAGUUUCCGGACAUGCUCUCUCCAGAGAACCAGACAGCUAUGGCAAAGCUGCUGCCACCGCCGCUGAACGUGCCGAAGUGGACGGAGGACGACAAGGAUGUCGAAAUUCACACUGUGACCGACAUCGACCCAGUUCAGUCCUUCAACUCAAACAAGGUCAACAUGCAAGCGGGCGGUGAGGCCUACGACGACGAUGAGGAGGAUGGUCCUCGUGGGGGUCCUGGUGGACCUGGUGUGCAGUGCCAUCAGCAGUGA